Molecule: messenger RNA, 1176 nt
Organism: Exserohilum turcica Et28A
Lineage: Eukaryota; Fungi; Ascomycota; Dothideomycetes; Pleosporales; Pleosporaceae
Exons: 1
Coding region: 1-1176 (391 amino acids)
Biological process (GO): amino acid catabolic process
Source: RefSeq, a predicted model, not a curated record
AUGGCGCCAGCACCUAUUAUUAAAUCUGUGGCUCCGCUCCAUGUCGGCCAAUUCUUAUUUGUACGCAUCGAAACAGAAGACGGCAUUGUUGGCUGGGGAGAAUCGGGAGUAUGGGGUCACAUUGAAGCUGGCGCGACGGCAGUUAGUCGGUUUGCCGAAUACCUGGUAAACAAGCCGGCUUUCGACAUUGAGCACCACUGGAACGUCAUGCACCGUUUCAGUUAUUUCCAGGGAAUGGCCAUCAAUGCCGCUAUUUCAGGCAUAGACAUCGCCUUGUGGGAUAUCAAGGGCAAGGCUCUCGGCGUCCCUGUUUGGCAGCUCCUGGGAGGAGCAUGUCGGCAGAAGGCGAGGGUGUAUGGACACAUCUACGAGAAGACUAUAGAAGCCGUCCUCGAAGAGUGCAAGAGGAAGAAGGAGCUGGGUUAUACUGCAUUUGGACACAUCAACCCAUUCCUGGAUGAAGGCCACGACCAAGUCUACUUCAAGCCCCAUGUCAAGAAGAUGCAGGACGCGGCCGACAACGUGCGAAGAAUGCGAGAGGUUGUUGGUGACCAAGUCGACCUUUUGGUCGAACUCCACCGCCGGCUGACUCCCGCUGAAGCCGUCACCUUCACCAACAUGAUCAAAGACUACAACCCGAUGUUUGUCGAGGAUCCCAUCCGUCCGGAGAGCGCAGAUGCCAUGGCCCGUGUCGCAGACCGUAUUGCUGUGCCCAUCGCCACGGGAGAGAGAUUCAGCACCAUCUACGAGUUCCAAGCUCUACUUUCGCGCAACGCGCUCGAGUACGUUCGUGUUGAUGUGGCUCUUUGUGGAGGCAUUACGGGGGCGAAGAAAGUUGCUGCCAUGGCCGAGGCCCACAACGUCCAAGUCGUACCGCACAACCCACUUUCACCCAUCGGCCUAGCCGCCUGCCUCCAAAUCGCCGCCUGCAUACCCAACUUUGCGAUUCAGGAAUAUGCCACUGGUUUCGAGAGCGGCGUAUUCACAUCGUCUCUGGAGCAUCUAGGAAGCAAUGUGGUGGACUUUGUUCCAAAGGUCGAGAAGGGCUUUGUCGACAUUCCAACACGCCCGGGAAUCGGUAUCAAUGUUCUCGACAAUGCAAAGGAGAUCCGGCCGCCAUACAAGCAAAAUAUGCAUAUGAGACCUCACUACGAUGGUUUUGUUGUGGAUCAGUAG